CUCCGCGAUCUGAUUUAGCCACCAGCUUUUUACUUUCCAUACUUUUCAAUCCUCUCUUGUUUACUCGUGAAGAUCGAACGAACACCGCGAUUGAAAUCCCAUUGACUCUUGGUUCCUUUUGGUGUUUGAUUCUUCCAAGUUUCUAUCAUCUCGAAACCAUCUCCUUCCGAUAGAUCCCUGAGUUUACCUGUAAUCCCAACUCCAAAUAACCUUCCCCAAACAAUGAAGUUUCAAAGAUUUGGUGUCUGUGUCAUUGUAAUUAUAGGGCUUCUAUCCACAAUCGCUCAGUCAAUACGUUUCGAGCUCGAAUCAGGUCACACUAAAUGCAUAGCAGAAGACAUCAAGAGCAAUUCCAUGACAGUUGGUCAUUACUCCAUAGUUAAUCCCAACGAAGGACAGCCGUUACCUGAAUCUCACAGAAUCACUCUCAAGGUGACUUCAUCCUACGGGACUAGCUAUCACUCAUCUGAAAAUGUGCAAUCAGGGCAAUUUGCUUUUCAAGCUGUUGAAGCUGGAGAUUAUAUGGCUUGCUUUUACGCCAUUGAUCACCAACCAUCACUUAAGAUCCCAAUUGAAUUUGAUUGGAGGUCUGGUGUAGCUUCUAAAGAUUGGUCCAAUGUUGCCAAAAAAGGUUCAGUAGAUGCAAUGGAAUUUGAGUUAAAAAAACUAGCAGAUACCAUCACUUUUAUCCAUGAGGAGAUGUUUAAUCUCCGAGAAAGGGAACGAGAAAUGCAAGAGCUUAACAAAGUGACAAACUCAAGAAUGGCGUGGUUGAGUUUUCUUUCGCUCUUUGUUUGCUUAUCAGUUGCAGGAUCAAAGUCACACCGAGUAAUUUCUAAAAACGAAAAAUCAGAGAUUAUGAUAUUUAUGUUUAUUUAUGGUAAAAAGUUGCUUAUUUUCACUAUUAAUGUGGAUAAUAUAUUCUAG
This is a messenger RNA of Lactuca virosa, 927 nucleotides long. The record is from the annotation of a GenBank genome assembly. NCBI's taxonomy places the organism in Eukaryota, Viridiplantae, Streptophyta, Magnoliopsida, Asterales, Asteraceae.